Acanthoscelides obtectus is the source of this 449-nucleotide messenger RNA. Lineage: Eukaryota; Metazoa; Arthropoda; Insecta; Coleoptera; Chrysomelidae. The record is from the annotation of a GenBank genome assembly.
ACGGUGUGAAAUUAGAUGCAAAUAAUAAAUCCGUUUCGGUGUGCACUUUUUUUUUCUCGUAGAUCGCGAUGCUGUGCACUGGCAGUGAACUAGAAUACAGCACUCCCCCAUACAACUUCUCAUGGAUGGUGGAAGGAUGUCUUGCAGGUAUGGCUUGCCCAUCAAACACGUCUGAAAUUAGGUAUUUGGUAGAAAAUGGCAUUGGGCAUCUAGUGACGCUAUCAGAAGAUAGAACGCCUCCGAUGGAUGACGAUAGUAUCCGAAAUCAUAUUAAAUGGACCGUGAUACCGGUUGUAGAGUUUGAACCACCUACGCUGGACGAUAUGAAGAAGUUUAUUGCAAUUUGUAAGGAACAUCAAGAAAAGGUGAGAGAUUCAAACACAGAGUUUCGGUUGUCUCCAGAAAGAUCGGAUCAAGUCGUCGCCUUUCUCACGAAGUGUCCUAACUGA